AUGUCACCUCUCGAUUCUUCCCCAACACCAUCGCUUGACUCUGCCUCAUCAAGCCUCUCAGGUACGCUUUCCCGACCGCCGCCGCCUCCCAAACCAUCUCAUCUCUCGUCCGCCUUUACGGGAACAUGCAACUCCAUCGCUCUUCGCCACUAUAUCCAAACGCACAACACAGGCGGAUCGUUCACCACCCAUUCACCCUCCACCUUCUCCAUCAGCCGUGCACACCUCGGUCAUGGUUAUGACAGCUCAACCUUAGAUCAUUUUGUCGACGCUUUUGACACAUCGAGCGAUGACGAAGGUGAUGGCCGUAUCCAAUCCCCUUCAGCCAGGCCUACAGUCCGCGGCAGGACCUACACUGCUCCUUCGGUCAGCAGAGUCGUUGAUGCGAGCUCUCAGGAUACCGAUUCUAUGGCCCACCCCUCGCACCUUCUGGGCAAUGAGCUCAUCACCAUCGAUGCAUCUGGUCCUUCGCGUGUCGGCAACCUGCGCAGCUUGUUCGAAUCAGCUCUGCCUAGCAAUUCAACUUCCACCGUCGUUUCCAGACAAAAUACUGGCAUCGCUUCUCAGCAUACUGGAACCAGAGCAAAGCCCCGGAUCAGCAAUCAAGUUCGAAUGCUUCAAGCACAGAUCACCGGCGAUCGCUUCAAUGGGAUUGCUGGUGCUUUCCAUGUCGCAGACAUCCGAAGCUCUGUCGUGUAUCAGAAGCCUCAAACAGCGACAAAGCAUCGCAGGGACCACAUAGAUCAGAGCCAGGAUGACUCGAUCUACGCCACCGCCACUCAAAAUUUGCUCGGUGAAGCGCUCAAGAUGGACGCACAGGUCAUUCCUCCCGCUGCCAACCACGGCUCCAUCCAAACGUCGUUUUCUGGCUCGUUUCCAUCUGAACGCUCCAUCACAGCAGAGCCAACCUCUAUCGAUUCAGACGCAACUGUCACCCGCGCGACAUCACCAAAGACCGUUCUGACAUCUUCCCGUAUUCGAACCAUCACAGCUCAGCACGACCGCGACGACAGCUCUGCCACCAUCAAGCCGAGUCAUUGCAAUCUGAAUGUAUCUUCUGUCUCUGAAACGAUCUCUCGCAGCGGCACCAUCCACCCACAGGAUGCCGUUUCCGAUACAGUCCGACGACGUUCGACUCGCUUGGUCAGUGGCGGCACCAGGGGACGUUUGAGCUCCGUUUUCACCGCUAGCCCUUCGUCUUCCGAACGAGGCGGCAUAGCUGAGAACGGCAACGCAGCAGCCUCACCUGCUAGCUCAAUAGCCAGUCGUUCCGCUUCGGACGCCGAGCUAGAGGCAGAGAGGUCCCGAGAACCAUCUAUGCUCAUCGCUGACGACGACGAUCUCAGCUUUUCCCAAAGCAGUCUUCAUUUGCGCGCAAACGACGGAAGCUGCUUUGACCUUGAUUCCAGGUCGACCCACACGAGCCCCACCAAAACCGCCACUGUUCGACGAGCCAAGCCCAAUGCCGUCACUACCGCAAAGGCUCAGAUCAUCAGUAACACGGACGCUUCUUCAUCGUCGAAAAGUGAAGAGGAUGCCAGCGCCAAUCCAAGCUCAGCAAGCUCGCCGUCGAUGGCUCUUGAACCCAAGCCUAGCAUUAAAGUUGCUGAUCCGGGAGCUGAAAACGAUACAGCACAGCUCGUCAGGCCUGAAUCAAGCUUGCAUCAGACUGAGACCUUGACCCUGCUAACGCCACGUCCCGUCAGUGCUCGCCUGCCGCACGGAAUCGGCAAGCCCGCUCGUGCACUGUACGACUUUGAGGGCGAAGCCGCGUUCAACGAGCUCUCCGUCCGAGCUGGCCAGCCCUUUGACAUUCUCAACGAGCAGCUUGCAGGCGGUUGGAGUCUCGGCCUGAUCUGGGACGAGAACGGCGUGCCGACACGAGGUCUGAUUCCACAAGGGUUCUACUGUCUUAUUCAGGACUUUACUCGCUCGCCUGAGCCAGCCCAAGGUUCCGAGCCACCCCCGAUGCCAGAUCUCGUUGAAACGGGACCAGGCGUGGCCAACAUCAGCCUUGCUGCUCGAACUGCAGCCUCAUCGGAUCGAAGCAAGGCAAGCCUGAUUUCUGAUGUAGGAUCGCCAGCAUCUUCGCCGAACUCUAAGCCGGGCUCACCAGGACAGGUGCAAGUUCAAGAUGGCCCUAUUGCGUUAACAGAAACGCCAUUUGCACCUUCGGAAAGCGUCCCAGAAAUUGCAAAGCAGAACACUUUGAAGUUGAGGUCACCCCCCGAUGAUGUUAUGACGUGCGAGCCGAAUCUUAUCUCAGUCAGCGCCUUUCUCGAAAUCAGCAACGAGGCUGCACAAUGGCAGCAGGUGAAGCGACAAGAUGCAACGAUUCUGCCAGACGCCAUCGAGGCAGCCCCUUCUGCAAGCGAUGAGCCACCUGUCUUAGCGAAUCUUGGUGUCGCCAUUGACGGAAUGCCUGCUUCAUCUACAGAGUCCCAUCCCUUCGACUGGUCUGCUGUUCGAGCUGAUCAGUCGCCAAGCUUGGAGGCAGUUAGCCUCCCCAGCGAGGCCAUCUCGACAGUCGAACCUACGACAGCCAAUGCCAUUCCGGUCUCAAUGGCAGAAUCGACGCUGACCGCUGGCUCUGACUGGAAGGGUAGUCUGUUUGGCAAAAAGACAUUCAACCGCUUCGCCAGCUUUGUCACUAGCGGCGCUGAGGACUACGUGCUGUCCGAUGGUGAUCUUCACGUAAACGAACGCUCGCGCACCAUCGCUCGAAAAGUAUCGGAAGGCAAGCCUAUCGGUGUUCUCGUUCCAGCUUUGACUGAAGUCACAGAGGAGGACCAGGAAGGAGCCAUCGUUAAGCAUGGGCGCGAGUCUACCGACACAGGUCUCGAGGCACAAACGGAGACAUCCGAGGUAGUGAUCUGCGCUACAGACCCGAACCAACACUUUGUGAUCGCUGGCCCUGCUGGCCCCAAGUGGAAGAGUCGAUCCGCGCCCUUUCUUGUUCAGGUUCACCAUCCCGAAAAGCGAACCAAGCUUAACGGCAUGCAUGAAUACACCAUCUACCACGUCACCAGCACUUACCCUCUCGGCGACCAGUCAGACGCUGUCUCUGGUAGCCAAGGUUGUAUCCCAUACGACCCGCUCGGCGGUCCUCACCCAGCUGGAGCUCAAGUCACGGUUCUUCGCCGCUUCACGCAAUUCGAAUGGCUGCACCAGGUGCUCGCCAAACACUUUUCCGCAUUGCUGAUUCAUCCAGUGCCGGAGAAGCAGUAUAGCGGUCGCUUCGCUUCCGAUUUCAUCGAGACCCGCCGUGCCGAUCUGGAAAUGUGGAUGUCGAGACUGGUUCGACAUCCCGUGUUGCGAUAUUCGGAGCCGCUGCGCUUCUUUUUGAGCUGCGAGGAUGAAGUGGACUGGCGAAGCUAUGCGGCAAACCUGCUGCGAUACGGUUGUUCAACAGGCAAGACGAUCCAAGGUGGAGUGUUUGCUCACACCUGGCACCCUGAGUUCAACUUUGACGCAUCCGAAGCAGAGAUUGAAGCUGAUCGAAUGGAAGCGUUCCUCAAAGCGCAGGAAAAGACGAUCAACGGAGUCGGAGGGCACAACGCCGGCAAACAUGGUUUGCUGGCUGCGUACAAGGCGCAUCGCGAGGGGAACAUGGGUACAUCGUCGACCUACAGGGAUCUUUCAUACACACUGUUGCGCACUUUGACGGGUGCUGGUGCAGGACCGUCCGACGACGGCAUCAGUACCUCGGCGGACGCUCAUCGAAUCCUCGGUCCUCCCAUGGGCAACGUGGGCAAACGCAGCGAUACUGGCGCUACCAAUGAACAUGGAGCCUGGUGUUGGCGGGAAGACUGCCUAAAUUGUCUGAAUUUGACCAGUGCCCUGCAGAAUACGGCAGAGUGUAUGCAGAACGUCGCGGAUAUCUACGAAUCGCACGCGAGAGAAACGCUUCUAAGGCAACACGAGAGGUUCAAAGAGGUUUCGAGACCAUACACGAUGGCGCAGGCGUUGUUAGAAACGCACCGUACGACGUUGACCAGAUAUCAGGAGGCAACGUGCGACGCUUGGGCGGAUGGAGACGAACAAGACAAGGACAAGAUCGGACGUGGUGGCGAUUCAGUGCGACCUGAAGAAGCAGAGAAAAUCGCGGCAAGAUGCGAAACGGUUCUGAACGUGACGCUCUCCGAAAUGGACCGAUUGCACGAUGAACGUGUGCAGGACUAUCACGCGUUAGGACGAUCUUUGCUCGAUGGAGAGAUCGAGCUGUACGAAUCGAUCCUGGAGCAGCUCAAGGCGGCACGGCUGCAUUACAAUGAAGAGUAUUAUGAGCGGGAAACCGAUUUCCACGUUCUGGCGAGUAGGUAUCAGGCCGAUUUGGGAAAGCCCAAGAAGCCCAGUGCACCUCUGCUGAUGCCGAGUGCGGCACAAGCAGCGAGCGGUGGGCUGAAGGGCGGCGUCGGAUUAUUGAUCAGCCAAGCUACUGGUGGGAGGCUGGAAGGGGUGGAUCGGACUCCUCUUGCCUCUCCUCGGAUCGGCGGAGGAGGACAUGGGACGAUCCGAGGCGCUGAGAAUCGCGGGCUCAGGGAAAGCACAAAUGUGUUGCAUCAAAGCUCGGCGGAUGUGGCGUUGAAAACGUGCGCGCGUCAACACCAUGUAGACAGCAGCGAACAGCCGCACCAGCGGAGGGAUCAGUCGAGGACGUCGUCGUACUUUUCUGCUAUCUGGCGCUGA
Mycosarcoma maydis (corn smut) is the source of this 4689-nucleotide messenger RNA. RefSeq lists its product as uncharacterized. Lineage: Eukaryota; Fungi; Basidiomycota; Ustilaginomycetes; Ustilaginales. Gene Ontology annotation, biological process: endosomal transport; endocytosis; plasma membrane tubulation. The transcript has a single exon. Gene Ontology annotation, molecular function: protein binding; phosphatidylinositol binding. Bases 1 to 4689 code for a protein of 1562 amino acids. Gene Ontology annotation, cellular component: cytoplasmic vesicle; plasma membrane. The record is from RefSeq and is a predicted model, not a curated record.